AUGGCAACUUUGGCUGACUCAUUUCUGAAAGAUCUCGAAGAUCUUGAAUUUGAAGACGAAGAAGAAGAAAAUAAUAUCGGGGAGAAGGCCCCCUUUAUUAAAAGAAGUAACAAUAGAAUGGAGGAUGAAGAUAAUGAUGAUUAUGAAGAGAUUGUCGAUGCUAUUGAAGAGUUUUUAAAUGAGAAGAAGAAAAACAAGGAAAGGAAAAUCUCGGAAUUGUUAUAUGAUGAAGAGUUUUUAAAUAUGAUGAAUGAUAUAAAGACGUACAUGUUUGAAGAGGAAGAAAAAAAAAAAGAAAAAGAAAAAGAUGAUGAAAAUGUAGAUGGUGAUGAAGAAAUUGAAGUAUUAUUAAAGGAGAAGGAUAGCAAUAAAAUAAAUAAUAUUGAUAAUGAUAAGUUUAAUAAUAACAAUAAUAAUAAUAAUAGUAGUAGUGAUGAGGAUAAUUUUUAUGAUGAUGUGAUGAUAGAAAAAUGUAUGGAAACUAUCCUAAAAAUUGACACAGAAAUAUUAAAUAUCCACAAAUAUGUAAAAGAUAUUUAUUCAACAAAAUUUCCAGAAUUAGAUUCUAUAGUAUAUAGUCCUGUAGAAUAUAUAAGUGUUGUUAAUAAAAUAAGAAAUGAGGUUGAUUUAAAGAAUAUUGAUUUCUCAGAUAUUUUACCUAACACAACCGUUAUGGCUAUUACUGUUGCUUCUAGUAUGACAACAGGAAUAUGUUUGCCUGAUAAUUUAUUGAAAAAUUGUAUUUCAUUUUGUAAUGAAGGAAUACAAUUAAAUGAAUAUAGAAAUAUAAUAUUAUUAUAUUUAGAAAGUAAAAUGUUUUAUCUAGCACCAAAUGUAACCAUGUUAUUAGGUAGUUCAUUAACGGCACGCUUAAUAAGUGCUGUGGGUUCUUUAAAGAACUUAUCAAUAAUUUCAUCUCAAAAUCUAAUAGUUAUAGCAAGUACAAAAAAAUCAUUAUUUGGUUUAAGUAAUGUACAUAAAACUUUGGGAAUAGGUAUCCUGUGUUGUUCAGAAAUUGUUCAAAGUGUACCUGAUGCAUAUAAAAAGAAAGCCAUAAGCUUACUAGCUUCAAAAUGUAGUUUAGCUGCUCGAAUCGAUUAUUUUAAAAAAUAUAAAGAAGGACAAUAUGGAUUAUUACUUAGACAAUAUAUUAUAUCACAUUUAAUAAAAUUACAAGAACCUCCACCAUUAAAACAAAAAAAAAUAUUACCCAUGCCUGAUGAAAAAAGAAAAAGAAAAAGAGGAGGAAAAAGAUAUCGUAAAUUAAAAGAAAAAACACAAAUUACCGAAUUAACAAAACAAAUCAAUAGAUUACCAUUCGGUCCUGAAACUACAGAUGAUUUUUAUAAUUUUAAUGAUCAAAAUACCAUGUUAUUAAAUUCAAAUAUAACCAAAUUAAAAUAUACAAAUAAACAAAAAAAUCUUAUAACAAAAAAAAGAAAUUUAAAUGUUCAUUCAAGUGGAGCCACAGGGGGAUUGUCUUCUUCCCUAAUUUUUACCCCACUCCAGGGUAUUGAAUUAUAUAACCCUUCAUUGAUUAAUGCAAAAAAUAAGCAAACCGAAAAUAAGUACUUUUCAAAUACUGCUGAAUUUAGGAAGAUAUAA
Messenger RNA from Plasmodium falciparum 3D7, 1605 nucleotides. It is a transcript of the gene PRPF31, whose product is annotated as U4/U6 small nuclear ribonucleoprotein Prp31. Gene Ontology annotation, cellular component: nucleus; U4/U6 x U5 tri-snRNP complex. The record is from RefSeq and is a predicted model, not a curated record. Gene Ontology annotation, biological process: RNA splicing; spliceosomal tri-snRNP complex assembly; mRNA splicing, via spliceosome. NCBI's taxonomy places the organism in Eukaryota, Apicomplexa, Aconoidasida, Haemosporida, Plasmodiidae.